Molecule: messenger RNA, 3369 nt
Organism: Grus americana (Whooping crane)
Lineage: Eukaryota; Metazoa; Chordata; Aves; Gruiformes; Gruidae
Product: fibronectin type III domain-containing protein 9-like
Exons: 2
Coding region: 1395-2066 (223 amino acids)
Molecular function (GO): protein binding
Source: RefSeq, a predicted model, not a curated record
CUAAAAUAGACACUUGGCUAAUUAUUAGACUCCUAAUACAGGACACAGUCCUGAUAUUAGAUCAAAGCUGGCUAAAAGGCUAAACUUCAAACACUCCCCACCAGGUGGACAACCUAAAUCUGGACCCCUCUAGUACAACGUGUGCGUGUGCGUAGCUCUCGGCUUACAGAAAAGGGGUCCGGGGCAUCGACAGGGGAGAGAACUGGUAAAACCUUAACAAAAUAUGUGCAGAUGAAUGUCCCAAUACACUGUUUAUAUAGUUGUCCAUAAAAGGUGAGAUUUCAUCUUUCGCUUUUGAUGUUUCCAGUCACGCAGGUCUCCACAAUAAGUAUGUCCAAACUAUCAAUUUUGGCUAUAGUGCAAGGAGAAUUGUACUCCACUAGGUUAGAGCAUUUUACUGUCAUGAGGUUAAGGGGAGAGAGCAGCAGAAAUUUGUCAUAGAAAAGCAAGCCCUGAAAACAUGAUUUCAAUAUUUAAAAACUCACCAAUACAUAAUAAGAAGCCAGCCCAUCUAAAAAUACAUCUUUCUUUAAUGUAACCCUCAUGGGGAAGUACCUAAAAUGGUCCACCCGUAAACGCUGGAUUAGUGGACCUUUAUAAACUCUGACAAGGGAUUUAGAAAACACCAUCACACACCACCGCUGCUUCCCCCCAUAAUGCGCAAAAGCAUAAAAAUCCUUCACAAAGGAGCCACUAACAAAGCUGGGGGCGAAGGAGGGAAGGAAAGAGAAAGAGAACUCUUUUUUUUUUUUUAGCUAUGCUUGCUCCCUCCCCUACUUAAAUGAAAUAAAAAAAGGAGAGAGUUGCUAGUUGCUGAUGUCAUCAAAGUGCUAACAUUAAUCACUCACAGCAUCACUGGUACAGGCACAAGAGCAUAUAACAGGGAUGUUUAGGCAGUACUCUGUCCAAGGGGAGGCAAGCAAGAGAGGGGGGAAAAAGGCAUUAUUUUUUCUCCCGCAUUUUCCUUGAAAAGCAAGGCAACAGCACCUUUAGAAAAGAUGUGCUCUUGCAUGAAUUCAAGUGGAAGAGACAAAGAAACCGUGCCACCAGCAGCGUCGGAGAAAAAAAUUGAAAGCACCAAGCAAUGAGAAUUCAGUCCAGGGAAUCUGAGGGGAAGAAAAAGCAGACUGGCAAGCAGAGAUCAGGCAGGAAAUAACUCAUGUGAAAAAAGGAUACAGAAAAUUUAGUGUUUAUGUCUUUUUCGCAGCAGCAUCACCGUAUGAAAAUUCUAUUCUGAAAUUUCCGUCAGGAAGUGACGAGCACUGCAAUUAAGAUCCACGUGACAUCUCCAGUGCUGCAACUUCUCCGUUACCUCCCUGGGAAACGAACAUCUCCCUUUUCCACAGCAAGAUCAGCAACAGGAGACAAGAAAAACCUACCUAAGCAACAUCCCAAUGGGAAUAACUGUCCAAAACAUCACCGGAAACACGGCAAUGGUAAUUUGGCCAAAAAUGGCCAGUUGUGCCGACAGCUUUUACAGCGUCAUGUACCACCCUAACUGGAACAGCAUGCUAUCGACUUACUCGAGAAAGAGCUUUCAGAAGGAGGAGAGAGUUCCCGCCAGUCGCUCCUCCUUUGUUGUUGAAAACCUAACCCCACUGACAACAUACAUCGUGUGCGUGACCUGCCAGUCCGCCAACCCCUCCAGUGACCAGUGCAAAGUUUUUAACACGCUGGAACAAGACCCGGCAUCUGCGAGCAACACUAAGAAAGAGCUGGCGCUGGGCAUCUGGAUCACCAGCAGCGUCCUGCUCCUCAUCAUCGCCGCAAUCCUCCUCUAUGGCUGCCUGCACCUGCUGUGCCACAGGAGACGCGAGCGUUUGCAAGGGCGGAACGAGACCUCCGAACAAGACCACGGGAAGGCGUGGACCAAAAGUGUGGCGUACACCUCGGAGGAGCUUGGCAGGCAGAGCCAACUGAUGCAGGACACAGAGGAAAAGCAUCCAGGUGGCAUCCAGCUGGCCACAAUCAUAGAGAAUCCCUCAGCAUGCAAGGAGCCAGUCAUGCUGACUUCCAAAAGCCAGGAACGAGUGCCAACGACAGGACAGUGCUCUGUUAUAAAUUAGAAACCUUUUGUCAGGGAGGAGAUUUUUACUACCUAUGACAUCCCAACUGCUUCAAACGCAUCGUAUGCAUUGUCGGCACUCAGAACGGGGAGCUCCGACUGCUCACCGCAGCACUCCCGGCUGUACCCCCAAUGUCACGUCCCCUUCCAACAGCCUACGUACAGCCAGUGAUAGUCAGAGGCAAAGGCUCAGAUUCCCAAGAAGCGAGCACUUCAGCUGCACUCCACUAUUUAAAAAUGAAGCAUGUAGCAAAUCAUCAGUUUACAUUUUGGGGGGAUUUUUUGGUUGCUCUUCUUUAGUCUCAAACAGCAAACAAAUAUAAAAAUUGAUCAAAAGUGACCAAGAGACUUUUUUUUUUUUUUUACUAGCAUAAAUUAAAACUGAGUAGAAGCUUUCAGAUGGCAACCCAGACUGCUACGCUACAGCCAACUGGAACGUACACCCUGAGUGCAGGUUUGCCAGGGUGAGUUUUACCCCCCCAGUCCCGACUGCUCCUCAAACUACACGCUACUACACACAGACUACACACUUCUCCAACCAUGAUGCUCCCAUCCAAAUGAGGUCAGUCUUAGCGUUUAUGCUAAACUCACCAGGAUUUUAACCGUAUCCUUUCACCUGUCUUUGAAACUUCCCCUCGGUCUACAAACAUCUGCAAGACAGCGACUCUGUAAGGACACUUCUAAUGAAACCAAGGCAAUAUCCUGGGUUAUGGUAUUUUGCACUCUUCUCCUCCUCACCGCAAGCCACCUUCUGCUCCCUGGGUGAGUGACUCUCCGCAGAGGAAACGGAAUUCAGAGAAGCAACUCCUGGCCCUUCCUUCUCUCUUUCCCCUUCAGUUUUAAUGAUAAAACUCAUUCACCAGUUGCAAAUUGCUAUCCAACCGCAGAGUACAUUUUACGUAAUGAAAGGGCAAGGAAGUAAAAACACACCAAAACACAUUUUAUUUUUGUAACACUCAAAUCUGCCAAUCCUCACGCUCUGCCUUGAGCUUCAUGGCAAAAUUGCCAAGAAAGGCCCUUCGGACAGAAAUCUGCUCACCAACAUGACGCAUCCUGUCUGGCUUACGUGUAUAAGUCACCCUGGUUUAAAACUCUUAAGUGCAUUUGAGUUCCAUAAAAACGUAAUAAAUCUUAGUAUUGCCAUAUAGUAUGGUAUGUCUAAAAAUCAAAGAUGCACUGUGACCGCAGGCAUUUUAAACUGCUAUCAACAGGAACGCACGCGUAAAGUCAGCUCCUGUUGACAUGGCUCUUGUUGACCCAGUAAAGACUGGAAAACUGCUGGUUAGGCAGCUGCCAUCCCUUUC